AUUUCUUUUGAAUGGACUUAUCGACUACAAUUGAAGAAAAGAAGCAGCGGCUUGAGGAAUUACGCCGUCUUCGUGAAAAGCGUCGCUCGAGAGUUCGAGGCGAUAUUGAUUCUGAAACGAUUGACAGCUUUGUUGAGCAGAUUUUAAAGAAUCAAAAUGAGCCUGCACAUACGCAACAGUCAAUUCAAGAAAAUGAAGAUGGAUACGCAGAAUCAAGAAUCGCACCUUCAGAUGCUCAAACCUCCCACAUCGAACGCUAUGAGAAGAGCGUUCAAACAAGCCUCGAGUUCACCUCGCCUGCCCCCCUCAUAGAAGAAAAAGAAGAACCAACCCCCGUCUCCCCUAUUCCCGAACCCCCUCGCACCCCUCCGAACACAAUCACCGCCAUCAAGAAAAAAAUCAACGUUCUGGACAACGCCGCCGGCCUCUCGCAGAUCAAAGAGAAUCUGGACGUCGCCACGAUUUGCUCUUCCGUGGGAAUCGUCGAACGCGCCUUGGGCCAAUUGGAAGCCUACGAUUUCAUGAACGAAUACAUCGACUCCCAGUCGCACUCUUCCAAAUCGCGGGAAUUGCUCACUCUCUCGCGGAGUUUCAUCGAUGAUUCGGUCUCGGAUCACCCGGUUACCUCCAUUCGGGUUUCCCCUUUCUCCAAAUCCAUCUUCCUCGUCACCUACGCCGCUUCUCCGGUUUCUCCGGUUUCCCCAGUUUCUCCAGUUUCCCCGACCGGGAGUUUCUUCGAGGGGUUCUGCGCGCUGUGGGACGCGCCGAUCCCCGAUCAUCCCUACCGCCUUCUCCGCUCCUCCGAGGGGAUAACCGCGGGACUCUUCCACCCGCAGGACCGAAACGUGCUGCUGGGCGGGCUGGCGAACGGGCACGUGGCGGUGUGGGACCUGUCCGCGGGGAGCGGCGCGCUGUCGCAGGCGUCGGGGAGUCUGGAGGGCAGCGCGCUGCGCCUGGUGGGACUGGAGUGGGUGGAGGCGGCGACGCUCAGCGGAGUGCUGGGCGUGUCGAGCGACGGGGUUUUGGGGCUGUGGGGACCCACCGCGGUGAUCGACCCCGUGGCGACCGUGAAUCUGAACAGCCUGGUUUUUGCACAUGCGAAACACGCUUAUUUUUUAGACGCUCAACGCGCAGUCCCUCGAGUUCCCUAUUUUACCCACCGCCAUUUCCCCCUUUUCCGCGGAACUGAGCGCCUUCUGGGUGGGCUGCGAGGACGGCUCCGUGUAUGUCGUCGCGCUCCGAGACAACGUGUUCUCAUUGGACGCACGACUUUCCUUCCACUCCGCACCGAUUUCAUCCAUUUCGCUCAGAACCGCGGUUACACAGACCCGCCACAAUGCCGAGUCUCCCGCGGUGAGAAACCUCCUCCUCACCGCCUCUUUUGA
Blastocystis hominis is the source of this 1385-nucleotide messenger RNA. RefSeq lists its product as hypothetical. Gene Ontology annotation, biological process: transport along microtubule. Gene Ontology annotation, cellular component: cytoplasmic dynein complex. The transcript has 6 exons. The coding region runs from base 12 to 1385 and encodes 457 amino acids. Gene Ontology annotation, molecular function: dynein heavy chain binding; dynein light chain binding. NCBI's taxonomy places the organism in Eukaryota, Bigyra, Opalinata, Blastocystidae. The record is from RefSeq and is a predicted model, not a curated record.